CAAGUCAACCGUGUAACACUCUGCAAACUAUGGGUGAGAAUAUCACCGGUCGUUUAGAACAAGAUGUAAAGUAAUAAUACAUUUCUUUUUUUUAUAUUUAAUUAUCAUUUUCAGAGCUUCUAUUUCCUUCUUCUAAACUAUACUUUGACUGGUCCCUCCUCCUCCUCCUCCUCCUCCAUUUUCCCACCCAUCGCCAUUGACGACGAAAAGGUAGGCAUCGGAGCGAGAUGAACAACCUGUUCUCGUCGUCGUGGAGGCGCGGCGACGACCUGGAAUCCGGGGGAGGGGGAGUGGAGAUGGGGGCGAGCGGGGCGAGCUUGGACAGGUUCUUCGAGGACGUGGAGGGGAUAAAGGAGGAGCUGCGGGAGGUGGAGCGGAUCCAGCGGCGGCUGCAGGAGGCGAACGAGGCCGGGAAGACGCUGCACGAGGCGGCGGCGGUGCGGGGGCUGCGGGCGCGGAUGGACGCGGACGUGGCGCAGGCGCUGAAGAAGGCGAAGGUCAUCAAGCUCCGCCUCGAGGCGCUCGACCGCGCCAACGCCGCCAACCGCUCCGCCCCGGGCUGCGGGCCCGGCAGCUCCACGGACCGCACGCGCACCUCCGUGGUGGCCGGGCUCCGCAAGAAGCUGAGGGACUCGAUGGAGGCGUUCGCGGAGCUCCGGAAGCGGGUGGCCGGGGAGUACCGGGAGACGGUGCGGCGGCGGUACUACACAGUGACCGGGGAGGAGGCGGACGAGGCGACGGUGGAGGCGCUGGCGGCGACGGGGGAGGGGGAGCGGUUCCUGCAGCGGGCGAUCGAGGAGCAGGGGCGGGGGAGGGUGGUGGACGUGAUCGCGGAGAUACAGGAGCGGCACGGGGCGGUGGCGGAGCUGGAGCGGAGCCUGCUGGAGCUGCAGCAGGUGUUCCUCGACAUGGCCGUGCUCGUCGAGGCGCAGGGCGAGCAGCUCGACGACAUCGAGAACCACGUCGGCCGGGCCAAGUCCUUCGUCGACCGCGGCCGCGAGCAGCUGCAGGUCGCCCGCACGCACCAGAAGAGCACCCGCAAGUGGACCUGCUUCGCCAUCAUCCUCCUCCUCAUCAUCAUCCUCGUUAUCGUCCUGCCCAUCGUUCUCACCACCACCAAGAACAACAAAUAGCCUCCUCCUCCUCCUCCUCCUCCUCCUCCUCCUCCUCCGCUCUCCUAUUUAAUUUUUGUUUUCUUUUGUGUGUGCUUCUCUCUCCUCUCUCCUAUUUAAUUUUUGUUUUCUUUUGUGUGUGCUUCUCUUGCUCUUGCAGUGGAUUUGAGAGUUUUUCUCUUUCUUUCUUUCUUUCUUUCUUUUUUUAAUUCCUUCUUUUAUGUUCAAUUUGAUACGUUAUAUAAAUGUUGUUGUAGAUUGUUAUUGUGAUGAAGAGUUUAUUACUCCCUUAGGGCGCGCGCGCUUCCAAAUGUGAGCAGUGUAGGAUGUUAUUAUUAUUAUUGAUUCUG
Molecule: messenger RNA, 1462 nt
Organism: Ananas comosus (pineapple)
Lineage: Eukaryota; Viridiplantae; Streptophyta; Magnoliopsida; Poales; Bromeliaceae
Product: syntaxin-121-like
Exons: 2
Coding region: 228-1133 (301 amino acids)
Biological process (GO): exocytosis; vesicle fusion; intracellular protein transport
Cellular component (GO): endomembrane system; SNARE complex; plasma membrane
Molecular function (GO): SNARE binding; SNAP receptor activity
Source: RefSeq, a predicted model, not a curated record